Messenger RNA from Macrobrachium nipponense, 2236 nucleotides. RefSeq lists its product as uncharacterized. The record is from RefSeq and is a predicted model, not a curated record. Gene Ontology annotation, biological process: reciprocal meiotic recombination. NCBI's taxonomy places the organism in Eukaryota, Metazoa, Arthropoda, Malacostraca, Decapoda, Palaemonidae. Bases 42 to 1127 code for a protein of 361 amino acids. The transcript has 9 exons. Gene Ontology annotation, cellular component: synaptonemal complex. Gene Ontology annotation, molecular function: ubiquitin protein ligase activity.
AAUCAUCCUCAUAGCCAUCUAGUUCACGAACACUUCUAGAUAUGGAGGAAGGAAGAUUGACAUUGACUUGCAACUACAGAGGAUGCCGUCGAGCUUUGGAAAGUAUAGCCUGGGUCACAAAUUGUUUUCAUGUCUUCUGCAAUGACCACGGAAGUCUGCUCAUUAAGGCUUCAAGUGAAUGCCAAGCCUGUGGAACCCUCCUCUCAGAAGAGAAUAACUUGGUAAGAGUGACUCUAAAUCCUCGAGAAUAUUUUAGAAAUAUGGCACUGAUGGGCCUUCCGCCGGAGCAUGUGCUGGAAAUAAGUCGCCAAGCCAUCAGCUUUUGGAGUUACCAGAUGGAACAGGAACAUAGGUUUCAGGCUAACGUUUCAAAGCGAUACAAGGAAGGCAUCAAAAUCACCCAGAGCUAUUACGAACAGGAGCUUAGGACUCUUGAAGGUCACAACCAAGCUUUAUGGAGGCAACUUGAGAGAAUACAGCAGGAACUCCAGAAAAUACGAGGAGAGAAGGAAAUUCUGAAUGAAAAAUUGAUUGAGAAUCAGUCUUGCCAGAGACCCAAGUUUGGUCAUGACCCCAUGAGGAAACGCAUUGGGAUUUCUGUGAUAGACGAAAUGAUUGCAAACAAGGUACCUCAUGGGCUAGCCACAUUUAAUCCUCAACUUCCCAAUCCUGUGGUGACCUCAUCAGGUGUAGCAUUUCCACCAAUGGAGGUUAAGCUGUCUAGAGCUACUGAUGCCCCUCUUAGACUUUCUCACUUAGAUUUGGCAGUCUCACAUCCUGCCACAUCCUUGGGGACUUACAUCCAGAAACAGCCAAGCACAAGUGGAGUGGAGCUUAGCAAGGGAGUUGAUAGUUGCUUUCAAACUCACGAAGUUAAUCCUUCAAAUGUCAGUACUCAACAUAUGCAGUACGGUCAUCAUCAGCAAGCACCUGUCAAAGAUCAGGAGCUUCAGCCCACUUCUACUUCUCCCUGGGAUAUGAAUCUGCCCAGCAGUUCAAGACACAACAGUACAUCUACUCAGGCUCUCUCCUCUGCCAAAUACAAAGAGUUUGUUUUUGCCCCUGUCUUGCAAGAGAACCGGUCUGACCAGGCAAUGAGCUGUCAGAGUUCCACCAAAAGUUUCUAAAAUGUCAUGCAAUGAAAUGAAUGCAAAUAGUAAGUUAGCAGUUCCCUCUCCACUAAGAAAUUUUGAAAUAACUAAUAUUGCAUUUGUAUUCAAACUGUAGAGAAGAUUUGAUAUGACAGUUAUCGAAUGUUUGUCCUGUUAAAAAAAUGAAGUAUUGCUUUUUUUUUUUUAAAUACUUGCAUUGUUUACUCUUUAGCUAGUGGUUGAAAAUGGAGUAUGCUGUAUCAAAACUUUACAGGAGAACACAGCUGGUAGCCCAUGUUUUAUUCACUGAUUCUGUGGAAGUAUUAGAUUGUAGAUAGUUGAGUUUCGUUGAAAUGGGCAUUCGUUUUUGUAGUUUUUAAAUUACUUUGUCCAUGGUGAACAGUGAUGCUGGACUAGAUGUUACAACUAUCCUGGUGUUGUUUCUUCAUAACGACAUUGGAAAAUGUAGUUCAGUCAACAUUUUUGUAAUUGUAAGUAGCUUUGUCUUCAACAGAUUUUGGUAGAUGUGAUCAUGCAACAGUAUGUAGUGUCAUUUCCCUAUUGAAGCCAGUGGCAAGUUUAUUUCAGCCAAAAUGGACUUCUAUUAACUGUAGUUGUAGAAUUGUCAAUAUAAUUUUCUUCACUGCAUACUGGUUUAUGCAUCGUCUGUUUCUUCCUAUUUUAUCAUUAGAUGUACAGUGGUUCGUGAAAAUGUUCAUAUUAUUUCUGUAGGUACAGUAUAAUAAGUUAGUUUCAUAAGUGCUCAUAUUUUUCAGGGAAAGUUCUUUAUCAAGUAUGAGUUUACAUAUUGUAACCAGUGUAUUAGUGCGAUUGACUUUAGUCGUCAAGAAAAAUGGGAAAGUGAAGUUCCUUAAAAGAUCUGGGGCUGUGGAUUUUUAUUUUAUGAAGGUUUAUGCUGGAGUAGAAUAUAAAUAAGAACUUAGUAGGUAAAGAGCCUGAUUGUAUGCAUAUGCCUACCAGUACUUUUUGUUUUGUGAUUAUUCAUCUCUGUCUUGUUCUCUUGUUUAUAUAUUUUGUAUUUGUUCUUAAUAGGAGGUUUUUAUCGAACCUCAACCAUUAUAUUUCAUAGUUUCUUUGAGAAUAUAUACUUUUUUUAAUGUUUUGGAACUAAGCUAAUAUAUUAA